This is a messenger RNA of Necator americanus (New World hookworm), 519 nucleotides long. RefSeq lists its product as uncharacterized. The transcript has 3 exons. The record is from RefSeq and is a predicted model, not a curated record. Gene Ontology annotation, molecular function: flavin adenine dinucleotide binding; acyl-CoA dehydrogenase activity. Bases 1 to 519 code for a protein of 172 amino acids. Lineage: Eukaryota; Metazoa; Nematoda; Chromadorea; Rhabditida; Ancylostomatidae.
AUGUUGUGCAGGAACUCAGUAAUAUUGAAAUAUGGCGCGAUUGCUGUGCAGAGUGCCCUGCGAAGGAGCUCAUCAUCAAAUUGUGGGAUGCAUUUUGAUUUGACUGCUGAGCAGCAACAGUUGCGUAACAUUGUACGUAAAUUCGCAGCGGAGGAAAUCACUCCAGUUGCCGCAGAAUACGACAAAACAAUGGAAUUUCCUUCGGAUGUCAUCAAGAAAGCUCAUGCUUGCGGUCUUCUCAACUCUAAUAUUCCUGAGAUCUAUGGCGGUGGCUGCGUUUGUGACGGCGCAAUUAAUGCAAGGGUUGUUUUGCAAGGGUUCGGUAGUCCUCGCAAGGCUCUCACUACUUCGUCGCUUCAAGCGCAGUCGCUUAACGCACCAGGCUUCUGGUUGUUUAAGUUAUACGGUCAAGUCAAAAUGGCCGUGGAUGCAAUUACGGGAAGCUGUGGCGCGCGAGGUGACACAUUGAGACUCUCGCUUGGCUCUGCAGCCCGAGAUCUGCCAAGAUCCAGUCUAUAA